AUGUUAACUAAAUCAUCAUACCAAAACAACCUCCCUUUCGAAUUAACCGCCGAAAACUAUCGACAAAAGUUAAUUGAUAACAAACAAAAACACUCGCAGCAAAAAAGUAUGAAUACAACAAAAUUAGUUGGACAAACCAUACGUCCUACUUUAGAAACAAGCAGAAAUAUGCACCAAAAUCGUAGGAAUACUAGUAAUAUUAAUAAUAACGGUAGUACUGGUAAUCUUAGGGACAGUGAAAGCCUAGAGAGAAUUAAGCAUCUUGGUUUGUUAGCCAAGACUUUGGAUGUAAAACUGAAGGUUAAUAAUACUGACACUGCUUCAGCUAAUGCAAGCUACGAAAAGUCCAUGAAUCAACAGACAUUUUUAAGAUCAAGUAUCAAUGGCUCAAAAAUAAAUCAACCUUCAAAAGGUCAGUCAAAGUGUCUGGCUAGAACGUGUUCAGAAAUUUCAUAUGAUCCAGAAAUGAGCAAAUCUCCGGUUCAGUAUGAUAAUAGACCUAAAAGGUUUAUUGGAAAAGAUUCAACAAUGAAUACAAAUAGAUCAGUUUCACAAUCGGUUCAACAAAAUUGUCAACAAGCAAGUUUAAAAUCCUCAAAUCUUCAUUCUACAGAAAAAUUAAUCAUUCGAAGAAAUGAUGAUAUCAGAGAGAAACAAAAUAUUCAAUCUGUUAAUUACAGUUAUUCACCACUAAAAAUAGCAACUAACUUAUUACCAUCAGUGUCAUCAACGAAUUUAACUGAUGAAAAUUUUAUUCAACCAAAUAAUAUUUGUUGCAAAUCAAUUUAUUGUCGACAAUCAAUAGAAAAAUCACAUCGUCGGCGUUUGAAUUCAAUUCAUAUCAUACCUUCAGAAUUACAUCAUAGUCAGCAAAAAAAUGAACCAUUUACUGUUUCUACCUUUGAUAAUAAUAAUAAUAACGGUGGUUCUUCAUGUGUUUCUAAAAUUAAUUUACGAACAUUAAGAUCUCAAUCAGCAGACAGAGUAAUAAAACCACGGACAAGUUGUAAAAAUACAGUGCUUCAACCAUGUUAUCCGCUUCAGUCAGCUUUACCCAAUAAUUCAUUAUCUCGUUCAAAAUCAAAACGAACCUUGGGCCUCACAAUAAGUGAUUCUCAGAAAGCAUGCAAAAUUAAUUCACUUACACCAGUAAGAAGGCUUUAA
Schistosoma mattheei is the source of this 1164-nucleotide messenger RNA. Lineage: Eukaryota; Metazoa; Platyhelminthes; Trematoda; Strigeidida; Schistosomatidae. The record is from the annotation of a GenBank genome assembly.